Bursaphelenchus okinawaensis is the source of this 2522-nucleotide messenger RNA. Lineage: Eukaryota; Metazoa; Nematoda; Chromadorea; Rhabditida; Aphelenchoididae. The record is from the annotation of a GenBank genome assembly.
AUGGCAGAGAAACUCGUCGUCGCAUGUAGGUGUCCUCAUGUUUUAUAUUUAUGGUUUAUUAAACUCUUUCUAUCGUAGCUUUAAGUCUUCUGUACUGUUUAUUUCAUUAGAUUUUAAUCGUUGAUCUAUGUUUUUAUAUGUUUGUGUUUCAGAUCGCGGCGCGAAUGGUCUGAAGAUUCAACGAGGUAUAGAUAAUCCCGAAGAAGUUCUCGCUUUGGCAUGGUAAGGUUUUUUGAUUUUUUUUUAAAUUUAGGUAUAACUUGGAGGACAGUUGAUUCAAUUGUUUUAUUGAAAAAUUUUUGUAUUAUUGGAUGAUUUUGGUUUAAUAUUUUCGUAUUUUAGUUCUGCGAAGGAGGACACGGUCUGCCGAUGCUUUCAGUUCAGUCCAAGUGGACGAUAUUUUGCUUAUUGUGAUAGCAAACAGUGAGUGACAUUAUUAUGCUUAGUUCUUUAAAAAAUUGUUAUAAAACUAACGUUAUUAACUUUUCUUUAAGUUUCAAACAAAUUGUUAUAGAACUGUUUGUUACGAUGUUACCGCGAAGAAAGAAAAGUUCAGAAUCGAAGGUCUUGCUAGGACGAUGAAGAUCUCGUUCUCACCCAACGAAAACCUGAUGAUAACCUUCCAGCAGUACGCGAUUUAUGGCUCCAGAAUCGCUGAAGACGGGACGAAGCGAGAAGCCGAUCCAAAUCUCCGCUUCUACGAUGUGCGGGAUGGGAAAGAAGUGGCAGUGAAGGUCUGCAAAUAUCAAGUCAACUGGAAACCUCAGUUUUCGGUAGAUGAGAAGUUUUGUGUCUUGAAAGAGAAUGGAUCUGAACUACACUUUUACGAAAACAACAAGUUUGGUAAGUUUUUAGGUAACAAUUUUGUUUUUCUAGAAAUCUUUUUUAUUUUUUGCUCAGGUUUUUAGAAUUUAAAGUUUUUCCUUAAUAAUAGAGCUGUUACAUUUUAUUUUUUGGUUAAUUUUCUACUACUAAUAUUGUUUUAGAUCGGUUCACGAGAAAAGGUAUAAUCAAGGGAUUAGAAAUUUUUGAAUUAAGUCCUGGACUGGACCCCACUCUGUGCUGUUUCAUUCCUUCAACUGGGGUAAGCGAUAAAUCAAGGAGAAGUAAUGUUUCGUUAGUUUUACCUAUUGAAUAACAUAAUUUUAGGGUAAGCCAGGAAUAAUCCAGCUGCGUAGUCCGUACGAAGACCUGAGAGUGAUCACUCAGAAGACUUCGUUUAACUGUGAUCAGUGUGCUUUCAACUGGAACUCCAAGGGAAGUGCUGUGUUGGCCACGACAACUGUUGAAGUCGACAAAACCAACCAGAGUUACUACGGUAUCAGUUGUGUGUACCUUUUGACUAAAAUGGGUGAAAGUUUCCAAGUGCAUCUCAACAAGGAGGGGCCUCUGCAUUCGAUGGAAUGGGCUCCGAACGGAAUGUCUUUCAUUGCUUGUUUUGGAUAUAUGCCUUCAAAGGUAAUAUAUUUUUGUUUCACAUUAUUACCUUUAUUUUUGUUAUAUUAUAAAGUAAUACGUGAGUAUUGUUGGUAAAAGUUAUUUUUAGAUAAGUGUUUUUAACUUACGGGCAACGGUGACCUGGUGCUUGGGGGAGAACCACAAGAACGAGGUAUACUUCAAUCCUUUCGGGAAUCUCUUGGCCGUUUGUGGAUUCGGAAACUUGGCGGCUGGAAAGAUCGAAGUUUGGGAUGUGGAGAAGAAGACCGAGGUGGUGCAGAUGCAAGUACCAAACACCACCUUCUUCCAAUGGGCUCCAGAUGGCCAACACUUCUUGACCGCUACGACAGCGCCAAGGCUUCGGGUCGACAACAACUUCAGAAUCUGGCACUACACCGGACCGUUGAAGCACGAGUUUUUGAGUGUUGAUGCUGAGAACAAGAACAUCGAGUUGGCUCAAGUAUGUUUAAUUGAUGUUGUUAUUUCAAUAUAUGUACUUGUGUUUUCGUUACCAUAUAUACGAUACAGAAAAGCUGCUUUGAUUGUAAAACUGGUCUAAUUUAUUUUUUUAGGUAACUUUCAAGCCAGCUUCAAACGAAUACAACAAGUUCAAGGUAACGGAGUUGUCUGACGCCGAAAGACGAAAAAUUGAGAAUCGACGCGUCGGAAGUACCAUCCCAGAACACGGAGUCACGACAUUGAAGAAGGCUGGUGUAGUGACUGAAGGUGGCAAGUACGUGCCCCCUCAUCAAAGAAAAAGUAAGUUUUACUUAUAUUCAUAUAGAUUUUUCGAUCCUUUGUACCUAAAAUAACAAUUUAAAAGUAAGAAGAGCUGUUAACUCAUGUCUUAUUUAGCACAAGAUUCCAAUUCUCGACCGGCCCAACAGAAACCUCAAGUCAAUCGUGUCGAACUUACUCCGCAGGAGAAACAGCUCCAAAAGCUAAAAAAGAAGAUCGACGACAUCCGAAAGUUACAGCAGAAAGAGACUGAAGGCGUCACUCUGGAAGUGAACCAAAAACAGAAGCUGGCCAAGCUGCCCGAACUGGAGGAAGAGCUGCGACAACUCGAGGUUAACGGCAGCUAA